This is a messenger RNA of Oryza brachyantha (malo sina), 1866 nucleotides long. RefSeq names its product UDP-glucosyltransferase UGT13248-like. Gene Ontology annotation, molecular function: UDP-glycosyltransferase activity. The transcript has 2 exons. NCBI's taxonomy places the organism in Eukaryota, Viridiplantae, Streptophyta, Magnoliopsida, Poales, Poaceae. Bases 140 to 1570 code for a protein of 476 amino acids. The record is from RefSeq and is a predicted model, not a curated record.
AACUUCAUUUUUGACAAUAUUAAUUCGACAAUUUUAAGCUGAAAAUUAGGUAGUAAAUCGCGAGCUCGUCACUGAGAAAAGUACUACACUGACGCAAGCACAGUAUAAAAACCAUCCAAGAUAGCCGGGUUGCUCGUGCAUGCAUUCUAGUUAUCACAGCUCACAGCUAGUGCCAGCCAUGGCGAGCUCAGAGCACAGCGGCAUCCACGUCGUGCUGCUCCCGUACCCUAGCCAAGGCCACAUCAACCCGAUCCUCCAGUUCGGCAAGCGUCUCGCCGGCCAUCGCGGCGUCCGGUGCACCCUUGCCGUGACACGGUUCAUCCUCGGCCAGGGCGAGGCGUCCACGGGCGACGUCCACGUCGCUGCCUACUCCGACGGCUGCGAUGCCUGCGGCUUCCGCGAGGCCCGCGACGCCGACGACUACCUGUCCAGACUGGAGUCGGACGGGUCGGACACCGUCGACCGGCUCCUCUGCUCCGAGGCCGAGCAGAGGCGCCCGGUGCACGCGCUGGUGUACGACUCCGUCCUGACCUGGGCGCCGCGUGUGGCGACGCGCCACGGCGCGGCGAGCGCGGCUUUCUUCACGCAGGCGUGCGCGGUGAACGUGGUGUACGAGCACGUGUUCGAAGGCCGGAUCAAGCUACCGCUUGCCGCCGGCGAGGAGCCGCUGCAGUUGCCAGGCCUGCCAGUCGACCUCAGGCUGGACGAGCUGCCGACGUUCUUGGCCGACACGAAGGGGGACAGCCCGGCGUACCUCGACCUGGUCGUGAACCAGUUCAAGAACCUGGACAUGGCCGACCAUGUCCUCGUAAACUCCUUCUAUGAGCUGCAGCCACAGGAAGCGGAGCACAUGUCGUCGGCGUGGCGAGCCAAGACGGUGGGACCGACCGUGCCGUCAGCGUACCUCGACAACCGCCUCCCGGACGACAGGGCGUACGGCUUCCACCUCUUCGCGACGGCGACGGAGACGAAAGCCUGGCUGGACGCAAGGGCGGCGCGGUCCGUCGCGUACGUCUCCUUCGGCAGCGUCGCGGAGCCGAGCCCGGCGCAGAUGGCCGAGGUGGCGGAGGGCCUGUACAACACCGGCAAGCCCUUCCUCUGGGUGGUCAGGGCGUCGGAGACAUCCAAGAUACCGGAAGACUUCGCCGGCAAGGUGGCGGCGGAGGCGGGGAGGGGGCUCAUCGUGGCGUGGUGCCCGCAGCUGGAAGUGCUGGCGCACCCGGCCGUCGGGUGCUUCGUGACGCACUGCGGGUGGAACUCGACAACGGAGGCGCUGAGCGCCGGCGUGCCGAUGGUGGCGGUGCCGCAGUGGUCGGACCAGACGGUGAACGCCAUGUACAUCUCGGACGUGUGGCGCGUCGGCGUGCGGGUGCGGCCGGACGGCGAGGGGGUGGUGAGGAAGGAGGAGUUGGCGAGGCGCGUGCGGGAGGUGAUGGAAGGCGAGAGGAGCGAGGAGUACGUGAGGAACGCGGCGGAUUGGAAGGAGAAGGCAAGAACAGCCAUGAGCGAAGACGGCAGCUCGGACAAGAACAUCGUCGAGUUCCUCACCAAAAUUGGAAUGAAGAUUUAGGCAUUGAGACCCACAGAGUCGUCCACUAUCAUAUUUCUCUCGGUUAAUCGUUCCAGCUUCAUGUUUCCCGUUACAAUAAGGUGAAUAAGAACGAGUUCAAUGAUAUUGCCGACAGAGUCCUUGCUUCUUUGCUGUCCAGAUCUAGAGACAAUGGUACGAUGGGGCUCGCUCCCAGACGACGGUGGAGAUGAGGGACCGUGUUGUCGGACAACCAAGAGAUGCUGACAGGCCCCAUGCGUCUCACAUGGAGCUCUUGGCCGACACGACGUUGAACUCACCGCCGAUCAAGAUCGCAA